Messenger RNA from Phalacrocorax carbo (great cormorant), 8368 nucleotides. NCBI's taxonomy places the organism in Eukaryota, Metazoa, Chordata, Aves, Suliformes, Phalacrocoracidae. The record is from RefSeq and is a predicted model, not a curated record.
CUGCGGCCAGAAGGGCUAGUCCGGGCCUGGGACAUAUAUCGCGUAAAGUAAAUAACCCCCACGAUUAGACCGGGGCCGGGAGUUGAUCUUCGUGGCGAGAGAUCUGCUUAGUUAGCGUUUGCCGUUUCGGGGCGAUUGAAGGCCAUCGCACCAAGGACACGCGCGCACCCGCACACCCGCACCCACACCACCACCACCCCCCCGCACAGACACACACACCCACCCGCGCACGCACACACACACACACACACACACACACACCCGCUCACUCUUACACACGCUGGAUACAAAAGUCUGGAGGAUCUAGGGGAGUAUCGCAGCCGCCGGAUCGGUGCAGCAGCGGCGGCCAGAGCCAUGCGUGUCACGGCCUCCUGAGGGGGGGGGAAAAAAAAGGAAGGAAGGAGGGGAAAACCGAAAAAAAAAAAAAAAAAAAAAAAAAAGAGAGAGAGAGAAAGAAGGGGAAAAAAAAAGAGCGAGGAGAGAAGGCGCAAGAAAGACGCGGGGUGGUGGAAAGUGUUUGCCUGCUUUUGUCUCGCAAUACAGUGAACUGGAAGAUGGAGAUGGAUGUUAAGGGAGUUUCUCCGUGCCCGGAGCCCAUCCCCCCGGCGGCGGGGUCUGGCGGCUGCCCGCACCAGCGCCCGCACCACCGCGAUGGGCAGCCCGCCGAGCCGGCCCCCGCCGCCGACAGCGGCCACCCGGACCGGAGGCACGGCGCCGAGAAAGAGGACAAAAAGAGAACUACAGCCAGCAAGACUUCUGGUGCUCCUUCCUACAGCAGAUGGUCAAGUUCACAGCCCCAUCAGUCCAGCUCCACAGUGAGAACAUACCAAAACAGUAAAUCGAGAGUGACCAUGAGCCCUGGCUUUAGCUCCCAGUGGAAUAGCAGCCAACCUGCUUGGAAUACAUACACCUUUCCAAGAGCAAGCUUGCACUACCAGUCUCAUGCUAGCUACACCUACUGUGCUGGACAUCCUGCUCAGUCCUAUGCACCAGCUCCCCACCCCAUGGCUCCUCCCAGCCCCAGCACAAACAGCAGCAACAACAGCAGCAACAACAGCAGUGGAGAGCAGUUGAGUAAAACCAACCUGUAUAUUCGAGGCCUUCCACCCGGCACCACUGACCAGGACCUUAUCAAGCUGUGCCAGCCGUAUGGGAAAAUUGUAUCCACAAAGGCAAUUCUUGACAAAAACACAAAUCAGUGCAAAGGUUACGGUUUUGUAGAUUUUGACAGUCCGGCAGCAGCACAGAAAGCAGUAGCAUCUCUCAAAGCAAAUGGCGUGCAGGCGCAGAUGGCAAAGCAACAAGAGCAAGAUCCCACAAAUCUAUACAUCUCAAAUUUACCCGUUUCCAUGGAUGAGCAGGAACUGGAGAAUAUGCUGAAACCCUUUGGACAUGUCAUUUCCACCAGAAUAUUAAGAGAUGCUAAUGGAGUCAGCAGAGGAGUCGGCUUUGCCAGAAUGGAGUCUACAGAAAAAUGUGAAGUAGUAAUUCAACAUUUUAAUGGCAAAUAUCUGAAAACCCCACCCGGACUACCAGCCCCCACUGAGCCUUUGCUGUGCAAAUUUGCUGAUGGAGGGCAAAAGAAGCGCCAGAAUCAAAGCAAAUACACACAGAAUGGAAGGCCGUGGCCCAGAGAAGGAGAGGCUGGCAUGGCUUUGACUUACGAUCCAACAGCUGCUAUACAGAAUGGAUUUUAUUCCUCACCGUACAGUAUUCCAACAAACCGCAUGAUUCCACAGACAUCAAUCACGCCAUUCAUUGCUGCUUCCCCUGUCUCUACAUAUCAGGUCCAGAGUACUUCAUGGAUGCCUCAUCCACCAUAUGUUAUGCAACCAACAGGUGCUGUGAUAACACCAACAAUGGACCACACUAUGUCAAUGCAGCCAGCGAGCAUGAUGGGCCCUCUGACCCAACAGAUGAACCACCUUUCCUUGGGCACAACAGGAACGUACAUGACUGCUGCUGCACCUAUGCAAGGGACCUACAUUCCCCAGUACACUCCUGUGCCUCCAACAGCUGUCCCUAUUGAAGGUGUUGUUGCUGAUACUUCUCCACAGACAGUAGCAUCUUCAUCACAGGAAGCCAGUGGUCAACAGCAACAGAUGACAGUGGAAACAUCCAGUGAACAUGCGCCUGCAUAUUCUUACCAACAGUCUAAGCAACGAAGGAGAGGCAAUGUACUCAGAAUGAACUGGGUGGUAUAAGGACUCUGUACUCUCUUUACAAUAAACAGGACUGAAGAAUGUCGGUCUGAAACCUUUGCCUUGAAUGGAGAAACUUCGCUGAACAAGAAGUUGGCUUCCAGUUUGCACAGGCGUCAAAUGAAUGCUUUUUUUUUUCUACCUUUCCCAACAAAAACAAAACAGUGUUUUUAUGUGCUGUGCAAAUGGUUCCGUCAUGUAGUCUGACAAUUUUAUUUUUGCUAUAAUUUUUUUUUUUUUAACUAAGGAAAAAACCCAGAGGAAAAACGCUGGGUUAACAUUUCAUCUGGACGAACAUUUGAAUUCAGAAUUUACCUGGAGGUGUAGCUAGAUUUUUUUUUUUAACAGAAAAACUGAUGAUGUCAAGAGGGAGCAAGUUGAAAUGAAAACCAAUUGUCUUCCUCAAAAAUUAAGCUACUCUUUUUCUCUCAUUUUAUUUUUCUCUUGUUUUAAAUCUAGAGUGUUUUUUGGUUUUUCGGUUUUUGUUUUUUUUAAAGAAAUGUUUAGGUAAGGUUUAUCUUGAAUCUUAAUUGCCUUAAUUUUAAGGACGUCAAAGGCUCUCAAGGCAAGCUGUCAACGUCUUGUUAGAAAACCCGAGAAUGAAUCGAAACUGCUCACACCGGUGCUGGUGCAGAAGUUUAAUAGACUGAGUUUUUGGGGUGAACAAAAAAUAAACUGUACAGUUUAAAAGAAAAUGAUUUUCUUCUUUUGAAGAAAAGUUGAUGAUAAUGGAACUGUGGCAACUGAAAGGAUUGGAAAAAUGCUGGGACUUUUAUGAACUUUGUCUUAAGUGUUGACAGAAAAAAUUCUAGAAGGCUAAAGCAUUUUACAGUAAAGUUAUUGAAUUGAGAAAAAAACUUGCUGCAUUAUAGAGAAUGCAGGGUUUUUUUCUUGCAGAAUGCAGAUUUUUUUAUUUACAAAGCGUGAUCGCUAGCAAAAGCAUUAGUGCUUUUUAUCUGCAGUCUUUUUUAUGAGCUUUAAGAAGUUUUUAGUCUGCUUUGCUUGUCACAUUGCAAAAACCUAGCUUAAGAGCAUUAAAAAAACUUAAGUAGAUAGGAGCUUAUGGUCAAAAAAGUGCAAAAAAAGCAAUAGAUAGAAGAAAUUGUUGACAAUUUCUGUAGUCUUUCCUAGUUGUGAACAAAUGCAGCCUAUGGAUGGCCUAUUUUAUACCAAAGAUGAAGUGACACCCUAACGCAGUCCAGAAGAUAGAGGUUUUUUUCUUUUUUUAUCUUUAUUUGACCUACAUGGCCGGACCAGUUCUUACUUUCUUGUUUGUUUAAACUAUCUUCCACUGGUGUUUUACAUACUGCAUAUGUUAGUAGUGGAAAUUUCAGAGUAGUUGGUAUUAGAAGCUUGUUGAUGGUGUGCUUUGGAGAACAUCCCAAAGCAAGGGGGAGUGGGUUACCAACUAAUCUGUCCAGGUGGGCUUUAAUUUUGAUGAGUUUUUCUGUUCAAUUGCCUGAUCUUUGGUAUUUCUACUGAAACAACAGUCUUCCUUCUGAAUUCCAACAUACCGCAGAUUCAUUUCUUCACCUCAGUCUUUGUCAUCGUCCAGCAUGCAUAGCCACCUUAAUUCUGUGUUUGUUUUUCGGUGAUGCAUUUGAAUUGCCAGUUAGAUGCAAGAGAAAGCAAACUUGAUCUUUGUUCUCAUUUUAGCUCUCCCAUACAAGCAGAAACAUUGAAAAUGACUUAGUAUUGUCAUGCAGGCAGGAAGUUAAAAUUUACUCUUCUCUGCUAUGAUUUCUGUUGUCUUAAUAUGUUGGCUGACAAUCACUAAUUAGUAUAAUUAGGCAAAAAAAAGACACUGACUAAAUUGAAUCCACUGAAACCUGUUUUAGGAAUGGCACUGAUUUUUCAUAGAGAAAUCUUGAUUAUGGCCCUUACUUUUUUCCAGACAAACAAACAAAAAAGGUGAGAAGCAAGACAAAAGAUGAUUUUUUUUCCUUAAGGAGGCAGAAGAGAAGCAGCAUUUAAAUAUAUACAUACAUACACAUAUAUCUAUAUGUAAAAAUUAAACCAAACAUUUUUAAACUUUCCUCCAUCCAGAAGAGAGGGGAAGCUUCAUCACAUUUAUUGUGGUGCAUUAGAGACAGGGUAUCCAUUAAAAAUAAUGAAAUUAAAACAUAUAUAUUGGAUCAAUCUGAUUCAGCUGCCCAAUUCUAAAAAGAGAUCUGUGUUUCCCUAACCUGACUUUUUGGGGAAAAGAAGACAAUUAUUUUUUUAAAUUGAUAAAACAAGAUCGUAUUUUUUAACAUGGGGGGGGGCAGGGAGGGGGGAAAGGGGGUUUCCCAAGUAAAUGGCUGCUAGAUAUGCAACAUAGAAAAGAGAGAAAUGGGAGUUCAUGUGGUUCUUCACCGUAGGAAAAGGGCCUGAUUUUCAGAAGUGGUAAAACUUCUGCUUUCUCCAGAGUAGUUGUUGAUAUUCAACACUUCUGAAAACCAGAUGAUGCCAAAGUAAAAGAACAACAACACCCACAACAUGUUUUCAAUUCAGAAAAAAAAAAUCUCUUUCUGUUUCACAUGCUGUCUCAUUACUUGUUGCUUUUUGAGAGUGGCAUUUGAAUUUUGUCCUUAGAUAAAGGUUCCCUCUUUCUUUGGAGGGUGUAUGAGGGAAAAAAAUCAAUCUAGCCUUAUUUUCUUCCUUUCUACACGUACUCUCUUUCUGUCUCUCUCUGAAUUCUUUAUACAAAUAGAGAUAACCCCAGGCACAAGUCAGUUAAAUAUGAAAUAAACACAUUUGUUUCUGUGUUAGUUCUAACGUGACACACAAAAAGUCUCAUUUACUAUCAACAAUGAGGCUACAAGGUAGCUACCAUGUGGCUGAUGAAUAUGCUGAGGUACCUUCUUGUUUCUAUUCAGAACUCUGCUGCUUUAUUUAUACAUUCAGAAACAUUUUUCUUAUUUUUUCAGCAAACAAAGUUAAACAAUCUCAGUGUUUUUUAUUAAGCCAGACAGGCAACACGGUAUCACGAUGCCUGUCACUUUAAAGAGUUUCAAGUGCAUUCUGUAUUAGAGUUGUUCCUUUUUUUUUUUCCACACUAUAGUGUUUAGUACUGUUUGAAAUCAAAAGAAACAAAGCAAAGAAGUAGAGGGAGAAGAAGAGGAAAGAAAAUGGAUCCCUUAAAUAAAAUUGGUCAUCUUACUGAUCCCCAAAAGAACCAGUGAACUGGUACUUGAAAGUCUAUGAGUUAUAAACAAUGUGAGCCUUCAGUAUUAAACAGUCAUAGGUCAUAAGGUAAGAAAAAAACUUAUUUGGAACAUACAAAAUGCUCAGAAAGUGGUAACUUAUUUGUAAAAGUUAAAGAUGAGAUAAAAGAGAACAGUGGAAGAGCAACACACUUCUUGCAUGGGUGUUGCCAUAGGACAGGAACACUUGGUGGCCUCUGAAAUCUAAAACUGGUUUUCUUUAUGUUCUGGCUAAUAAGAUUUUUUGGAAGGUUUGUUAUUAGUAUCUGAGUUUCUGUUUUCUUUUUUUUCCUUUUUUUUUUUUUUUUUUUUUUUGAAGACCUGAACUUGUAAAGUCAAUAUCUAUGUCUGUCUUAUCAAUUUAGCUUUAAAUGUCAGGAGGGUUCCUGAAAGGUUGCAGAAACAACUCUAGAAGUCUAAGGCAAUGGUGCCUGGCCCAGAGGUCUAGAAGUAACAUCAAAUCCAUAAGCUGAACUGCGUAUGUACUUUCCAUCACACCUGAAUUCUUGUAAAUAGUCAAAUUUGGAUGUUCAGGUUUGGUAUUUUUGUUUUUACCUUAAAGGCUAAAUACAGAAGGGGUGUCAGAAAAAUAUGAAUUAUGGCUAGAAAAUGCUGAAUACCUGGGCUCGUCGCUUAACAUUGAGAAAAAAAGAAUGGUUACAGUGGAACUGAAGAGAGUAUUAUAUUUGCAGGUGCUGUCCCAAGCAUAGAUCAGGGAACUGAAAAGGCUCACUGUUCCCAGUGGGAUUGCUGAGGGACUUUUCCUAUCUGGCUCUACUGCUGGUUUUGUAAGCACUUUUCACCUGUGACAGUCAGGCCUCAAAUUGUGAAUGUCCUCUUAUUGCCUUCCAGCGAAACAGACUCUUGAAAUGUCCUUAGCUUGUGCUUACUUCUAUAGUUCUGUUUACCAAGAGACUGCCUUGGUUGUGUUGGUCAAGAAAUCCACCAUAAUGCAGAAUGAGGCAUAUUUGAGAGCAAUUGCAUCACAUUGUAUCAUCUUCUGCUAUGGAUGCAUGCCCAAUUGUGGAAGAUAAAGGCUGGCGAUUAGAGAAGUGAGGGCUUAAACUUUCAAUGGGCAAUGGGCUGAAGCAUUCGAAUGGAUUUUUACUCAAGUAAAAAUCAAACGAAGGGUAUUAUUUAUGUAUGUGUGUGUACCAAAACUCAGCAAAUUUGAGGAAGCCUGCAUUGUAAUAAAGUUUAUUUUUAAUAUGUCAUAGUAUUUGGAUCUAUAUUAUGUUGUUUAUGGUACUGAAGGAUGAGAUUGAUACUAAGUGUUUAACAAAUUGCCGUGCUUCAUGAUUUUAAGCUUGAUGGUUCUCCUCAUGCCACUUCAUUUUAAUGCUGAGGUUGACAUGAGCAAAACAGGUUUAGGCAGACUUGCUGAACUCCACCUAUAGCAAGAGUCAUGCUAAAGAGUGAUAAUGUGCUUAAAGUAAUGAACCAAUCCAUUUUUAGUGAUAAGACCAAAUGUGGUAGUUGAAGAUAGUAAUGUUUGAUACACACAUGGUCAACAUUUCCUUUCAAAACUUUAUUUAACAUGAAAUUGGUCCAGAUAUAAAAGAAGUGCCCUAGGGCAAGGGAUUUUCCUGGUCUUUCUCAGUAGCCCGCGUGAACUAAGAAAACAGUCAUGGUGUGAUGGAAAUGCAAAACAGAAAACAACAAAAACGCUGACGUUUGGUGUGUUAGUCUUUUCUGUUUAAUGACAAUUGACUCUAGUGACAAUGAUUCCUUUCAUUUCUAAUACGCAUACACACAAUCAUGCAUGCACACUUUCUCAGAAGGAGGGCUGAGUGAGCAGCAGACUUCUCCUCUCCCUCAGUGGAGCAGAUUUCUAGAAUCUCAGCAAGCAGCAAAGAUGCAGUGUAAGGAGAGUUAUUUUCCCCCCCAACAGAACACCAAUUUUUUCUGUAAUGCUCCUGUCACCCAAAUAGGCUAAAGUGCUGUAUGUACCCCAGAGUCUUAUUCACCUUUGUGCCUCAAAGCAGGCAGAAGAGACCCUUUCUCCUCCCCUUUAUUAACAUGCUCUUUGUUAAAAUUAAACAGAAAUUUAUGAGAAAAAAAAGCUGUAAAAAAAAUAAAUCCCACUGUUGGUUUAGCUUUCCAUGAUGAGAAAAAUUCUUGUGUUCAUUUCAGUUGUUCAGUUCAGUUGUUAAUUCCCCAACAGUGACAGCUGAGUUCUUUCACCUUAAUAAAAAUGUGUAAUGAUGUGAAAAAUGUCAGUCUUUGACAAGUUCACAAAUCCAUUUUUCCUUGUAGGGCUGCAGCCUGCAAGGUGUAAGCACCUUCCAAGAUCUAGAUCUGUUGUCCUUAAGAGAAUACCUGCCCAACAUUAAUUUUCUGCCUUUAAGUGUCUUUCUCCUGGAUAGUAAUUUUAUGAAUUUGGCAAAAUUUACAGUCAGUUAUAUUUUUAAAAGCCCAAAAAUACAGCCUAGAGAAGAGAACAUGAUGUGAUGUUUAUGUAACUAAAUAUUAUUAAAUAUCCUGUAUUCCAGAGUGGAAGAAAAUUCUACUAUCUUUUGGAGGCAAAACAAUUUUAUGUAAAACCAGGAAGCAUACAGAAUUCGUACAGGAAUUUUUAAUUUUUUUCCUUUUUAAAGGAGAAUUAACAGAUUCUGUCUAAGAAAAAUCAAAGCAGCUUUGAAAGCAGAUGAACUUCUUAUCAAGAAAGCAUGCAUCACACAAAUGGGACAGAGGUUCUUUAAAGCCCUUACAGACCUCACUGUAGCCAAAACAGAAUACAGAACCUCUGUGAUACAUUAAAUUAUGAAUAUUAUUUAUAUGGGCAUCUGUGUGCUGAUGUCUCAGAAUGUCUUUGAAAGAUCUGUACUGCUAUGAUUUUUUUUUUUAAUGUUUUCCAUUUGUACCACAAUCCUAAUAGCUGCCAUUUUCCCACUCCUGGGGCUUUCUGUAGAUCAGUGGAUGUUAGGUUUAAACUUCUGUUUUCUUUGAUGAAGCUUUCAAUAAAAAAAUAAAGAAAGAAAA